Molecule: messenger RNA, 1527 nt
Organism: Aspergillus alliaceus
Lineage: Eukaryota; Fungi; Ascomycota; Eurotiomycetes; Eurotiales; Aspergillaceae
Product: cytochrome P450
Exons: 3
Coding region: 1-1527 (508 amino acids)
Molecular function (GO): monooxygenase activity; heme binding; oxidoreductase activity, acting on paired donors, with incorporation or reduction of molecular oxygen
Source: RefSeq, a predicted model, not a curated record
AUGCUUCAAGAGUUGAUGUACGGACUCGUGGCACUAGCUUUGCUUGCCUAUGCGACGGAGUAUGCCUUCAGCCUCGAAGAUGACCCCCGAGAGCCGCCUCGCCUACCAUCGAAGGUGCCGUUGAUCGGCCAUGUCCUUGGGCUUCUAACAAGCGGUACAUCGUACCAUAGCAAGCUGAGAAAUGUCACCGAUGCGGAAAUAUACACCCUUGGAAUUUUCAAGUUGAAGCUCUACACUUCCAUUUCCACCCGGCUCCUACCCGCUAUUCAAAGGCAUUCCAAGACUUUGUCAUUCCGACCGAUGCUCCAGCAUGUCGCUCGGCGAUGGGGAGACGCGAGUGACGAGACUGACCACAUCUUUGGCGGCCCACAUCUAGUAGCCGAUUUCAGCCACGCUAUGAGAUUGAGUCUCGCACCUGGACCCCACCUUGACGAACAGAAUGAGAGAAUGGGAAAUAGGGCUUUGCUAGAAAUUGAUAUAUUGUUGAAUGGCUUGGACACCAAGAAGCAAGGCUGCCAAAUCAAGUUGUUAGAUUGGGCUCGGCACGCUGUCACUCAGGCAUCGAGCUGUGGUGUGUAUGGAACAGAACACCCAUUUCGUGACCUAGAAGUUGAAAAGGCCUUUUGGAACUGGCACGCCCACCUAUCCGCACACAUCUCGGGAUUGAAUUUUGAUCUACUUGGGAGUGGCUACGCGGCACGCCAAAAGGUCUUCGAGGCGCAUAUAAAGUACUGCAAAAAUAUCCCUCAAGAUGCGUCACUACUGUUUAAAGACCGGUGGCGCGUCUUGCGUGAAGCCGGCAUUUCGGAGAUGGACUGUGUCAAGCAACAGGCGACGCUGCCUAUUGGUAUGUUAAGCAAUACCGUACCUACCUUUUACUGGACCAUCUGGGAACUAUUUUCCCGAGAGGAUAUUCUCAGUCACGUCCGAGAAGAGCUGGAAGCACAGGCUGUGGUCGAACAAGAUGGCGAAUUUGCUCUUGACAUCGGAGCCCUCAAAACCAAGUGCCCACUUUUACUCUCGGUGUUCCAAGAAACACAGCGAGUUCGUCACAUCCACGCCGCUAUUCGCAAGGUAAUGGAGGAUACCCUAUUGGACGGCAAAUACCUGCUGAAGGCAGGAAAUUACCUUCAAAUGCCAGGAAAUUUAAUCCAUUACAACACCAACGUCUGGGGUCCAUCUGCAUUUGACUUUGACCCUUAUAGAUUUGUUCAGGGCAGAAGUUCGGCCAAAUGUGGUGCCAGUGCCUUUCUGGCAUGGGGCGCACCACCACAUCUGUGUCCUGCACGACAGUUUGCUGCGACUGAGAUUCUCAUUCUGGUUGCCCUUCUAGCCAUGCGAGCCAAUCUACGGCCUGGUAGUGGCGCUUGGGACAAUAAUCCCACCUUGGACUUCAAUGACCCUAUCACAGUGUUGAAUCCAAAGCGCGAUGUCCGGCUCCAAGUCAGCAUCAGAGAACAGUGGGCCGGCAAGUGGACAUUGCACAUGUCACCAAGUACAAAUCGCAUUCCACUUGCUUCAGGCUGA